GUCACCUGAUCAACGCGGAAGUUAGGAUCCCGCAGAUGCUAAAGGGGGGUAUAGCUCAGAGAAGCUGAGAGACGUGUCAGAGCCUUUUGAGUAUAUAUAAGAAUAUGGUGCGGUGCUUUUUAAUACACACUGUAUGCCCAGUCAGUGUUCUGUCAGCCGGGGAAUGUCGGGUACUUUACUCCCGGCUCUUUGGUCCAGAUGAGGCGCUUCUGUCUGAGCGAUACCGUGGGCUAAGCCCAGAGGAGAGGAGACUCCUGCAGAAGGAGAAGAUUUCUGUGGUGGCCAGGCAGGUCCUGAGUGCCGUCUCUCUGUCCCGGGAGGCUUCAGGUCGGCAGCUGGUCGAUGCGGUGCCUGGUGAGGAGGCACUUGUUCUACAGGAUGCAGACAGUGGGGUGGUGCGUCUGAGAGCAGGUGACCCUUUUUCUGAGGAAAUGAGCGUUCUGUGGCUGGGGGUCCAAAGUUUGGGCUUCACACUGGUCUGCGAGCCUCACGAGAAUCUGCUGCUGGCCGAAGGAGUCUUGAGAAACCUGACCAGACACUGUUUGGAGAACCUUCACAUGCUGGGGCAGAACAGUGAGGUCCUGCUGAAGAGCAGCCGUAUCGAUGUUCUGCUCAGCUGCCUGCUACCUCAUGGUCAGCUCCUCUUCCUCAACCACCGCUUUGCUCAGAGUCUGGAGAAGGAAGUAGCAGCUUACAUGGCCAAAUGAACCAGAUGCCACAGCUGCAGCUUCCGAGAAGUCGACCGUCCCCUACAGUGGGACUUCCAGUUGGAGCUCAAUAACUGCGAGCUUAAACCAAACCAGCGCUGUUGUUUACUUUAGGUGACAUUUCUGCAAGAGAAGCAGACGGGCAGCCUGCUUGCUGCUGCUUCUGCUGUCGGAGAUUGGAAGAUGCGUAAACACACCAGUGGGAAAUAUCUCCCUGGGCCACUUGCAGCUUCACCGCUGGCUGUUUACUGUUUGGGAGGGUUCACAGUAAAUGUGUUUGUCAAAUUGAAGAGUGGAAAAGAAAAAAAUGUUGCAUAUUAAAGAGUGCAGCUGAGGAGGCCAGUCAAAACUUGCUUACCAGAAUCCAAAUCUGCCAUUUUCACCAAACUUGAAAUGUGACGAUGUGGCCUUCAUGAAGCGGGUUUGACCUGAUUCUGUGGAUCUUUUGCUGCUGCUUCCAACUGUGAGAAAAGAUAAUCAGUUGGUGUGUUUGAGUUAUUUUAUAUUAACAAAUAAAGAUUUUAAACAUGAUGGAAAUAACACAUUAAACUAUCAUUAAUAAAAUAUGGGACAAAAUAAUGACAAGAACAGCAGCAGUACAAAUAUUAUUGGAAAAUCACUUUGAAAUGUGCUGCUUAUGUUGUAAUUGUUGGACUGAAAGUGUUUAGUUUGUAUAGUUGGACUUUCCUGAACUCAAUUUUUAUGCUGACAUCCGUUGAGAGAUCAAGUGGAGAUUUAAGAGGGGUGAUAUUGUCAUUUUUCCUGAAUCCAAAAUAAAGUAAUUUUCUUGUA
Molecule: messenger RNA, 1499 nt
Organism: Girardinichthys multiradiatus
Lineage: Eukaryota; Metazoa; Chordata; Actinopteri; Cyprinodontiformes; Goodeidae
Gene: ap5s1
Product: adaptor related protein complex 5 subunit sigma 1
Exons: 3
Coding region: 105-707 (200 amino acids)
Biological process (GO): double-strand break repair via homologous recombination; endosomal transport
Cellular component (GO): lysosome; AP-type membrane coat adaptor complex; cytosol
Source: RefSeq, a predicted model, not a curated record